Bipolaris victoriae FI3 is the source of this 2097-nucleotide messenger RNA. RefSeq lists its product as hypothetical. The record is from RefSeq and is a predicted model, not a curated record. NCBI's taxonomy places the organism in Eukaryota, Fungi, Ascomycota, Dothideomycetes, Pleosporales, Pleosporaceae. The coding region runs from base 1 to 2097 and encodes 698 amino acids. The transcript has 2 exons.
AUGUCCAACGGCGUGCGCAAUCUGCGCGCCAUGUUCGAAAACUCCAACGCCGCUGCCUCACCCGAGCCCCGCGGUCGCUCCCCAGUAGACCAUUCCGCCCCAGGAGAUAACGACGACCGCCCCAGGUCAAAGGUACGCGCCUCCUUUGUCCCCGUCGAGCCUUCGCUCCCUCCUACGAGCGCCUACACGCCCACCGACCUCGGCCAGACAAAGGGCACCCCGUCCAACAGCACCGUUGCACACCGCCGCGAGAGCUUCAGCAUCAGCGAGGACAGGCCCGAGGAGCUCGCUGAUCUCAAGAAGAUUGUCAGCGACGAGAAGGAAGAGCGCGCCAAGAGCCUGGCUAUCCCCGAGGCUGUUCCCGAGCAGGCCGUCGCAUCAAGAGAAUCCUCGCUAUCGGCUCCUCUUGACCGAAAGGCAGAGGAAAAAGAAUCCACCGACAUGCCUAGGGCCUCCGACCUUGCAGAAGCUUCUGAGCCCCAGGCUGAGCAGACACCAACCCAACCCGAAGAAAACGCCGUUGACGACGCCGAAAUCUCCCCAAUGCCAUCCCCACAACAGAUUCCCGCUCAGCCCGCUGAAAAUCCGGACAAGCCUACCACGGGCGCCCAGGAAGAUCUCGCACUGAGGCCGGCAGCCCCCACGGACGAAGCUGCUGUGGAACACGACACACCUGCACAAGAUGAAGCUGCAUUUGAGGAAAGCAUUCCUGCCGCGGAGGAAGCUGCCAUUGAGGAAGCCGCCAUCAAAGAGGAGGCAGCUGUUGCAGAAGCUGCUAUCGCAGAGGAGAAGACUGCAACUGCUGAGGAGCCUGCUGUUACCAAAGAAGAGCCUCAAGCUGACGCUCAGCCCGCCGAAACCUCAGACAAGACUGAGACUGCAUCUUCCACGGAUGUGCCCACUAUCACCGAGGAGGCGGCCCCUGCGUCUGAUGAGGCUCCAGCAGCGGAGACUUCCAAGCCCGCUGACAGCAAGGCAAAGACCAAUGGAACUCCUGCAGCUAAGAAGCUAGAUGUCAAGAAGCCCUCGACAAUCUCUACUGCUAAGGCCUCCAAGGCGCUACCCGCAUCCGCAAAGAGCCCUCUCCCAAAGAGCCCUCUCCCAAAAGCAGCACCCAAGACUCCCCCGAAGACCAAGUCGGCCACACCAGCGCCCAAGCCCAGUCCAGCAAAGGUAUCCAAGCCGGCAGCCCCUAAGGAGGCCGCUAAGGCCCCUGCUACAAAGGCUCCUGCUCCUGCUGCAAAGGCCCCGGCUGCUAAGACCCCUACUACCAAGACGAGCCGCUCUUCCCUACGCCCAGCGGCAUCCUCAGCUACUGCACCUACUGCCAGCGCUGCAUCCAAGACUAAGCCAGCAGCAGCAUCUACAGAGACCAAGAAGCCUGCCGCUUCCAAGCCCGCCCCUCCUGCUCUCCGUAAAAGCGUCUCACCAACCGGCUUCAAGAAGCCAGCACCCAAAUCGCCCACACGCCCCGUCGGUCUGCCUUCGCGUUUGACCGCACCUACUGCGGCCUCUGCUGCGAAGCAUGGCGAAGAACCCAAGGUUGCAAAGAAACCUGCCACUACCACACGCGCUCCACCCAAGCCCGCCACCACCACCACCAAGGCCCCUCGUCCUUCAGUUGGGCCCAGUGCACCAAAGCGACCGGAGUCCCGUACCUCGACCACAAGCACCGCACCCAAGGGCGGUUUCCUUGAGCGUAUGAUGCGCCCAACUGCAGCUAGCUCCAGCAAGACUCAUGAGAAGCCUGCUUCUCCACCACACAAAGCCCCCGGCGCCUCAAAGCCUAGCACCCUACAAAAAGGAAAGAAGAAGGCGGAGGAAGUUGCCUCCAAGGUUGAAGAUGUCGCAUCCAAGGCCAAGGCAGCUGUCACCAACGGCCAUGGCGAUGAGGAGCACAAGGAGGAGCACAAGGAAGAGCACAAGGCGGAAGAAGAAGCCCCAAAGGAGUCUGAGACUACUGAACAGGUAGCUGAAGAAGCCCCCGCUGAUGAGACGUCGCACGAAACGGUAAAGGCACCUAGUCCAGUGCCAGAGGUAGAGGCUCCAGCUGCAGAGCUAGAUACGCCAAAGACGGAAGGUGAGGCCGUACGGUAG